Molecule: messenger RNA, 1538 nt
Organism: Mastomys coucha (southern multimammate mouse)
Lineage: Eukaryota; Metazoa; Chordata; Mammalia; Rodentia; Muridae
Product: class II histocompatibility antigen, M alpha chain
Exons: 5
Coding region: 491-1276 (261 amino acids)
Biological process (GO): positive regulation of T cell activation; antigen processing and presentation of exogenous peptide antigen via MHC class II; immune response
Cellular component (GO): MHC class II protein complex; membrane
Molecular function (GO): MHC class II protein complex binding
Source: RefSeq, a predicted model, not a curated record
AGUUGAUUCCGAGUACUAACCUAUGGAAGAGGCAACUUAAGACGUGAGAGGCCUGCUGCGCUCCUCUUGGAAUUUGUAGCCUGGCAUUCAUUGCCAACUUUCUUCGGAGGGAUGCUGGGGAGGGUCUGAGAGCCCUGAGGAUUUUGUUGAGAUGACUCGAGCCCGUUCUGGCAUGCUGCCGCCAGGCGGCGCUGCUCUGAAGAUCCAGGCAGCCACCUGCUGGGGCCCGACCUUCCACCAGGGGGCGGAGGUCUCCGAGAGGCUCGCCCGGCCCCGCCGGCCUCGGAGCCAAGCCAAGUCUUAAAGAGGCGCCUGGACCCAAGCUUCUCCUCAGCGACUGAUGAUGACAACCUGUCCACUUCUGUGAUUGGUCUAGCCGAGAUGAGACGGGCAGCUAUUGGAGAUGCUCUGUAGAAGCGUGAUGGAUCUGGAAGGGAGCUGGGCGCCGGGGACUCUGGUGGUAGCUCCCAUUUACGACGGGUGUUAAGGUAUGGAGCAUGAGCAGAAGUCAGGAGCCGGGCUGCUGCGGUUGCUGCGGCUUCUGUGGCUGCUGCCCCAGUCCUGGGCGGUGCUCGAAGCUUCCACCCCGGUGUUGUGGGAUGGCCCACAGAACCACACAUUCCGGCACACCCUGUUCUGCCAGGAUGGGAUUCCCAACAUAGGGCUCUCAGAGACCUACGAUGAGGACGAACUCUUCUCUUUCGACUUCUCCCAGAACACCAGAGUGCCCCGACUGCCUGACUUUGCCGAGUGGGCUCAGGAACAGGGCGAUGCCUCUGCCAUUAAAUUUGACAAAGACUUCUGCGAGACGUUGAUGCGGGAAGUGAGCCCGCAGCUUGAAGGUCAAAUCCCAGUGUCCAGAGGUUUGCCUGCAGCUGAGGUGUUCACACUGAAGCCCCUGGAGUUUGGCAAGCCCAACACGCUGGUCUGUUUCAUCAGCAACCUCUUCCCACCGAAGCUUACUGUGACCUGGCAGCUGCACUCCGCCCCCGUGGAGGGAGCCAGCCCCACGUCCAUCUCAGCCGUCGACGGGCUCUCCUUCCAGGCUUUCUCUUAUUUAAACUUCACACCGGAACCCUUUGACCUGUACUCCUGCACCGUGACGCACGAGAUUGACCGCUACACAGCAAUUGCCUACUGGGUGCCCCAGAACGCCCUGCCUUCAGAUCUCCUAGAGAAUGCACUGUGUGGUGUGGCCUUUGGCCUUGGUGUGCUGGGCAUCGUCCUGGGCAUUGUCUUCUUCAUCUGCUCCCAGAAACCUUGCUCAGGAGACUGACUCUUCCCAACCAGAGCUUGGAACAGCACAGGCCAGGCCAGCGGGGAUGUCCAGGCAUCUCCUGCCUCCCCAAGGUCUCUCAUCGGAGCCAAAGUCCCAGGGGUCCCUCCGGGUGUGUGCCAACGUGCAGGUGUCUCAGCUGAGGCUUCCACUGUCCCUGGACUUGCAUCCAGAAAAGUCUGCAUCAGAAACCCCGGGCCCCACCUGACCACUACCUUAUACCUUCCCUCUUCCAGGAAAUAAACUUUAUUUCUUAAUGUCA